Molecule: messenger RNA, 4848 nt
Organism: Grammomys surdaster
Lineage: Eukaryota; Metazoa; Chordata; Mammalia; Rodentia; Muridae
Gene: Znf597
Product: zinc finger protein 597
Exons: 3
Coding region: 339-1580 (413 amino acids)
Biological process (GO): regulation of DNA-templated transcription
Source: RefSeq, a predicted model, not a curated record
GCGCGUCGCUUCCGGCGGUUUCCUCACAGCUACUGCGUGGGGAGCAUGGGAGCGUGGGAGUUUUGUGGUGGCCUCCGCCUCCUUUGUGGCGUCUUGGCUAGGCGUGGCUUCAUGCUGCUUCUGCUGGGCUGGGCGAGGCUGAGGCUGUCAGUGCUCCGGGGCUGCUGAGUGUGGCCGUUUCAAAGCUGUUUUGGAGAAAGAAGCUGUCACCUCAGAUUCUCAAAGGAGCUUCGAGGAGCCUGAGGGCGGAGUGGAAAGGCCUGGCAGCGGAGUCGGAGACUCUCCACUUGAAGUGUUGUCCCAGCGUAGGGACUUGAAGGAACCCUUGGUUUCCCCAGAUGGCGUCCACGCUCCCCACAUCCGAUGAGCAGGAACCACUGCUAUUUGAAGAUCUGGAUGUAUAUUUUUCUCAAGAGGAAUGUGUGAGUCUGCACACUGCCCAGAAGACCCUCAGCGGAGAAGCCCCAUUGGAGUGUUUUGAGGAUUUGGACUUGAUAGGAGGGGAAGACCAAACUGAAACCAGUCAGAAGUUAAGCCUAGAGCCUGUGGAACUUGAAGAGCUGUCCCUGGAAACAUACUCCCUUGCCCAUUACUCUGACCAAUCUGAGGAGGAUGUUGAAAUACAUGAAAGGAAAAUGUCAGACGGAACUUUGACUUGCAAGACCAAGCUUAUAAGCCUCUUGGUUACCAUUGACAACCAAACCCCAUUAGUAGAGUUAUCUCAGUGUUUAGGAGUCAAAACACUUUCAGAUAUAAUUGAAGUUCCUUGGGAAGAAGCCAAAAAUGUGUACAAGUGUCCUGACUGUGACCAAAGCUUCAGUGAUAAUACAUACCUUGUUUUGCAUCAGAAAAUUCAUUCAAGAGAGAAAAAGUAUAAAUGUGGUACCUGUGAGAAGACCUUCAGUCACAGAACCAACCUGAGGACACACAAGCGAAUCCACACUGGUGAGAAGCCUUACAAGUGUACUGAGUGUGCUGCCAGCUUCCGACAGCAGUCACACCUGUCCCGGCACAUGACUAGCCAUUUCAAGGAGAAACCACAUACGUGUAGUGUAUGCGGGAGAGGUUUUAUGUGGCUCCCAGGACUGGCAGAACAUCAGAAGAGUCAUACUAAUGCUUAUGAAUGUGCUGACCAUGAUCAAGAAACAAAUCUGGCUUUGCCUGAAGAAAGAGGCUCAUCAGACACACCAUCCCAGCACACACAGUGUGUGAAGACCUUGGAGCAGCCCUCAGACCCUGCUCUCCCCGAGAAAGACCAUAAGGAGGACUCUAAACACUGCAGUAUUGACGAUGAAGACUUUUUUUCAUUCUCCAGAUUCAAACCCUUACAGUGUCUUGAUUGCGACAUGACUUUUCCUUGUUUUUCGGAGCUUGUCUCUCACCAAACCAUUCAUGACAUGGAAAAACCUCAUAAGUGCAAAACAUGUGCAAAACCUUUUGCUUUAGAGUCAGAACUUGCAUCCCACGAGAAGAGCCACAGAAGAGAAGAGCCUUUUAAGUGUACGGUGUGUGGGAAGAGCUUCGGAGUAAAGAUGCAGCUCGUCACUCAUAAACGAGCCCAUAGGAGAAGCAGCAAGUAAAUACAUGCUUUUGCUCCUGAGAGCCUUUGUGUCUGUGUGAUAGUAAACACGGCCGUACACAGGGCGCUGUGCUAGGCAAGCACUUUACACGAGUUCCAUGGGGUAUCACAGUAUUAGUUAACACAUCUGAUUAGAUCUGAGGCAAUGAAUCAGUGUUACAUAGAUAGUAUGUGAAGCCAGGAUUUGAACUCAGUUUCUGAUCAAAUUCCAUUUACAUGAGCCAGAGAAACAUAAAACUUUAAAAUUGAGUUUUUGUCUGCUGGGUAUGGUGGCUCACACCUUUAAUCCCAGCACUCAGGCAGCAGAGACAGGAGGAUUUCUGUGAUACAGAAGCCAGCCUGGUCUAUAUAGUGAGUUCCAGUCAAACCAAGGCUACAUAGAGGGACUCUUUCAAAAAACCAAAAUAAUUCAGUUUUUGUUAAGAUGAAGGUUGUUUUACAAUUCUUUCUUCAAAAAUGUGAUUUCUAAGGAUAUUUUGGGAAGAGGAAAUUUAUUUUUGCCAGUUCUAUUACAUGAUAUAUCUAGGAAAAUGAAUGUUUUUAUAUUUAUUUUUAUGCUUUUCUUGUUAAAGCUAUUUCAGUUUAAUGUUUUUUUGAAUGUGAAUUUCUAGUUUAGGACUCCAUAUAAAGCUACCAAAUUUGCCAACUUUUUUAAAGUGUGUAGGAGGAGCAGGGAGGCAGGAGUGGGGAUAGAGGGUCUUGCUGUGUAGCCCAGGCUGUCCUCAAAAUCAUUUUCCUGUAUUCAUCUCCCAUGUGCUAGGAUUACUGAUAUAUACCACCAUGUCCAGCUAGUUUAGAGCUGAUGACAGUAUUUAUGGAUUUCCCACUUUCAGACUUGAUGGCAGGGGCAGGUUCUGACACACUGUAGAGGUUAGACUUUGCAGGGAGUACUUGUUCCUUUCUAAGGGGGUUUGCCUCCAGAUCCCCACUGAAGCACAUUCCAGGCUGGUUAUAAAUAGUUAGAACACUUUUUACAGGGCAUGCUAAAUACUGUAGUUAUAUUAUUUUGUUUAUUCAAAAAAAAUCUGAAAGGACUGUCCAUGUUUUAUAGAUGAACUGAAGCUUUCGGAGGGUAAGCACAGAAAGUAUCCCAUCGAGAUGAGGCUGACAUGUAAAUCCAGUGACACUGUACUACUACCUGUUGGCGUUUGUGCCACGUGUUAAUCCUACUAGGAGACAAGGAAGUGGGUAGGGUGGGGGAAGAGCAUCCUAUGGAGGCUGACCUGGGAGCUUUCCUACCUGAAGCCCAUUGUGUCCUUUGUCUUAUCCAGAGCUUUAUUUCAUGACUCUUAAAACAACAGAAGACUCUACGGCUUCAUACUUGAAUUCCUUGUCAGUAUAGUAAAUGAGAUUUUGUUUUCAUUAAAUUAUAACUCUUCCUCUCCAUCUCCACAGAAAACAUAUUUGCAUUGUUGAAUUUUUAACCAAAAUAAUUGAUAACAUAUAUGCCUUUAGGUACUGGUAUUACAGAUAAAUAUUAGAAUAAAAUAUUGUCAUACAGUAUGGUUAUUAAAAGAACCAAGAAUGUAAGUAUACAUUCAUACAGAAGUACACUUUACAACAAAAUGGAUUAUAUACCAUUAGUUAGUAAAACUCUCUAUGGUCUUUUGGUUAGUAUGCAAGGAUGAUUUCUUUCUGUUUAAAUGGACUAUAAAAACACAGUAUUUACUAAAAUAGAAUUACUGCUUGGAAAUUUCAUGAACAAAAAGCCUUCUUGAGGGCCAGUGGCUGCAACGUAGUACAGGGCAGUGUCCCUUCUAUGGAAGUGCAGAUGGAGAAUCUCAUGUACAAAAAGACACCAGCUAUGCAACUAAGUUCUUAAUACUUACUAGAGACAGGAAGAUCACUGUUACUGAGUGAGGUAAGCUGAAGUCAACAGCCUUGCCUCAUCUGUUGUUCCUUUCUGACUGUCACCCCUGUCCUAGAGGUCACUGUGUCAGCUGAUCCACAGUUGAGACUGAAUGUCCUGUAUGUCAAGGUCACACUUCCCUUUUUUCUCCACAUUUAGGAUGUAAUGCAUCAUUUUGUUAGGGAGUUGGGAGGUCUUAGUGGCCUUCAGGUCUCUUCAGCCCUCUGUCAGAGACUCUUUGAAUUGUAUAGAAAGGUGGUCGUAGGUUUUUGCCUAACCCUGGGAUAUAGUGGUUGUCAGACAGCAUUAGGAGCACUAGCUUCUUCCUACUCUGCUGCUUCUCAGAGGGAGGAACUGCUGUGAGCCUCAUAGGCUCUAACGCUUGAAGACUGACGAGUUGAAAGUGGGGGAGUAAAACUGGAAAAGAGGCCCUUACUCAUGAAUGUUGGUACCAAUAGAAGUGAGAAUUAGUCAGGAGCAACUGGAACAAAAUGGCUGAUAGGAAGGUUGGAAGUUGUCACCCUUAUUUGAUUUUGCUUCUAAGGAAAUACCAAAGAAGUUGAGUUUAUACUACAAGUCCUGCUGUAUAUCUUGUUUUGUAUAUUUUGUUUGUUUUGUUUUUCAAGACAGGGUUUUUCUGUGGAGCUCUGGCUGUCCUGGGACUGCUUCUGUAGACCAGGCUAGCCUCAACUCAGAGAUCCGCCUGCCUCUGCCUUGAGUUGUGGGAUUAAAGGUGUGUACCACCACUGCCUGGCCCUGCUGUACAUCUUAACAUGGAAUUCACAAUUUACCUCUCCAUGUUUGUGGUUUUCUGCAUUCUCCAGAUUUUGAAAGACCACUGACAAAAGAUUAGAAAAAAAAAGAGGACUUUUACAAAAACCAUUAAUAUAUGUGACAGUAAUUAAAUAGCCUUUGGUUUAAUAACAACCACCAGAUUGGUAUGCAGAAAACCCAAAAUACUAUAUGUCAGUUUACUGUGAAAUAUUUCAGUUAUUUCCUUAUUGUGUGCUUGUUCCUAAAAACCUUGGCUGUGUGUUAUUUUCAAGCUGCUUUGCCUCUAAGGAGUUGAAGAAGAAACAGUGGCAUUUGGGCUGCCUUUAUGAUCAUGGCCUUCUCAUCCUCCUAAUAAUACUGCCAAGUAGGGUAGAUUCCACACGAUUGCUCUUAAUCCAUGGUAUUAGCAAAUCAUGUAGGUGCUAAUAACAAAUCUGGAUACAGUCCCCGAUACAGGGAUAUAAAAUGGGAUGUAAGAGCCAGUUGCCAUGAAUGGUUAGCUAACUACAUGUUAUACAAAGAAUGUUGACAUUAUGAAGUGUGGAAACGUGGUACUGAAGAUGUGAACUCAAAACUUUGUGGAUUUUUUGAUGCCAUGAUAAAAAUGUGAAUAAAACUGUUCCUUCCCAUGACUGUGGGGAUACCA